Messenger RNA from Tinamus guttatus (white-throated tinamou), 614 nucleotides. The record is from RefSeq and is a predicted model, not a curated record. Lineage: Eukaryota; Metazoa; Chordata; Aves; Tinamiformes; Tinamidae.
UCAAUGACUUUUGUAAAAAUAACCUGUGGCUUAUAAAUCCUGCACCUCGCAAAUCCUUCUUUUCAGCUUGUUUGGAAUGAACUUUCAGUAGACAAAACUAAAAGGAAAAAAAGAAGAGAACUGACAGAAGAACAGAAGCAGGAAAUUAAAGAUGCCUUUGAGUUGUUUGAUACAGACAAAGAUAGAGCAAUAAAUUAUCAUGAAUUAAAGGUGGCAAUGAGAGCCUUGGGUUUUGAUGUGAAAAAAGCUGAUGUACUGAAAAUACUUAAAGAUUAUGAUCGAGAAGCAACAGGCAAAAUCACCUUUGAUGAUUUUAAUGAAGUUGUGACAGACUGGAUAUUGGACAGAGAUCCACAAGAGGAAAUACUCAAGGCAUUCAAACUAUUUGACGAUGAUGACUCUGGUAAAAUAAGUCUGAGAAACCUGCGCAGGGUUGCAAGAGAACUUGGUGAAAAUAUGACUGAUGAAGAAUUGAGGGCUAUGAUUGAAGAAUUUGAUAAGGAUGGAGAUGGAGAAAUCAAUCAAGAAGAAUUCAUUGCUAUUAUGACUGGAGAUAUUUAACAUCAUAAGAGAAGAAAUUAAUUCAACACAAAGAGAUGAAUCAUUGGCAGCUA